UGCCCGGAAGUGCUUCUGCUGGUUGCGGGCGUCAUGGCCUCAAGGUUACUUCGCGGAGCUGGAGCGUUGGCCGCCCAGGCCCUGAGGGCCCGCGGCCCCAAUGGGGUGGCCGCCGUGCGCAGUAUGGCGACUGGAGGCGGCAUCCCUACGGACGAAGAGCAGGCGACGGGGCUCGAGAGGGAGAUCAUGUUGGCCGCACGCAAAGGGCUGGAUCCAUACAAUAUGCUUGCUCCAAAGGCAGCCUCAGGCACUAAAGAGGACCCUAAUUUAGUCCCCUCCAUCACCAACAAGCGAAUCGUGGGCUGCAUCUGUGAAGAGGACAACAGUGCUGUCAUCUGGUUUUGGCUGCACAAAGGUGACGCUCAGCGAUGCCCUAACUGUGGAACCCAUUACAAGCUGGUGCCCCACCAGUUAGCCCACUGAGCCCCUGCACUGACUCACUCGAAACGCUUUCUUCUCUUCAAUAAAGACUAGCCAUUGCAUUGGCUCCUUCUCCCAUAA
Molecule: messenger RNA, 501 nt
Organism: Echinops telfairi (small Madagascar hedgehog)
Lineage: Eukaryota; Metazoa; Chordata; Mammalia; Afrosoricida; Tenrecidae
Product: cytochrome c oxidase subunit 5B, mitochondrial
Exons: 3
Coding region: 34-423 (129 amino acids)
Biological process (GO): mitochondrial electron transport, cytochrome c to oxygen
Cellular component (GO): mitochondrial envelope
Source: RefSeq, a predicted model, not a curated record